AACAUCACAAUAUUCGCCAAUGAUAUAACACAAUUCAAAAUCUCGGCCUGACUCACUUAGAGGCCAAUUAUUCUGUAUAGAUGAAAAUAUGUGUUAGUAUCCUUAAGAAUAUAGAUGAUGACCGGAAGUAGUUCUGGCUCCAUGGACUAAUCCAGUCCAAUCUUGUCUUUUCGCCUGAGGCAUAUUUUAAUAAUGGACAGUGACAGUGAAAAUAGCUUCGAGCUCUCCCGUAACACCAGCCAUGCGGCGGAUAAUGAUGGUGUCGCCACGACUAACCUUACUCGAUCGCAAGCCCUGAACCUUUAUGUUAGCCAUGCGUUCUCGACAUGGAACGCUCGUGGUUACGAGUUUGCCACGAUUCUCUUCACCGCAGCCGCAUACCCGGAUACCCUUGUAGCAGCUGCGCUUCGCAUGAUAAUAGUAUACUUCGCCAUGAUCUUAUUUUCCAAUUCGGUCGGACAUUGGGUCCAACACUCACCUGACAGGCUUCGCACUCUGCUCUCAACAAUCAUAUGUAAUCGGGGCUCCGUUAUCAUUGGCUCAUUCUUCUGGAUCUUGAUAUUGAGUCAGGAGGACCUAGUAGGACGUGAGGCUAUCUUUGUAUUGCCUAAGAAUACCCUGCUCAAGGGCCUUGGCUUCGCUAUCGCUGUAACUUUUGGUAUUGUCGAGCGCUUGAGCUCUUCCGGUAAUCUUAUAUCGAUGGAACGAGACUGGGUCGUCACCGUAGCCGCCCCCGCCGGCAGCCCAUACAACCUAACGCAUCUAAAUGCAGUUAUGCGGCGCAUCGAUCUCGUCUGCAAGUUGAUCUCUCCCAUCUUGAUCGCAGCCGUCAUCUCAGCCCUCGGCUCGAUCCGCUUGGGCGUUGUAUUUACUGGCCUGACAAGCCUAGUAUGCAUCCCGAUCGAAGUCUUCUCCGCUAGAAGGGUCUGGAGCGGUAGCCCCUUACUGCAGGCACCACGUGCUAUGCCUCCAUCUCAACCAACAACGACACAAACAACCCCGAGUUCAUGGAUAGCUAGGAUCCAUGGCUUCGAGUUGUACUUUAACACCACCGUCUGGGUCCCGUCAGUUGCCUUAGCACUCCUACACUUCAACAUGUUGACGUGGCGCGCGACUUUCACCACCUAUUUGAUUAAUGCAGGGUACUCUCUGAAUAUCAUCACACUUGCUCGAGCCAUAGGCUCCUUGUUUGAGAUUACCAGCACGGUCAUCACUCCUCGCGGUAUCGAGUACAUGGGUAAAGCUCACCAUCACACGAACUCUUCAUCUACCGAUGAGGAUGACGAAGCAGGAGUUGGCUUGAUCGACAGUCAUUAUGGAGGAAAUGGAGAUGUCGAAACAUUAAUUGGACUGCAGCGGGUUGGUCUUUGGGGUAUGAGUUGGCAACUUGUAAACACGUUUCCUGUAGUUCUUGCACUAUGGGCGAUCUCAACACAAAGAGACGAAACAGAAAGCUUACUCACACUUGCUCGAAGAAUCAUCUCUGAGCAAGCUUCACCCAGUGUGGGUUGGAGCAUCGUCUUGUUCUCAUUCCUAGCGUUUUCAAGGCUCGGUGUUUGGGUCUUCGACCUUACAACCCAGCAACUGACACAGACACUUGUCCCAGAGCACCAACGAUCGAGCUUUGCCGGGACAGAGAAUUCAGUGGUGAACAUCUUUGAACUGCUCGGUGCCGGUGCUGCCAUCGCCUUCCCUCGUACAGAGCAGUACAAGUGGCUUGCACUGGCCAGCAUCGUGACGGUGAUUGUGAGCUGGAUCAUGUACGCUUUUUGGGUACGCCAACAAAGAGGACACUUGGUGCAUUGGGAGAAGCUGGCUCAGGGAUUCUGUCACAGUGGUAGGAACUGGUAAUAAUCUCUUAUAAAGGAGUGAACAUAUUCUCCUAAGUGAGAUAGGGG
Molecule: messenger RNA, 1898 nt
Organism: Annulohypoxylon truncatum
Lineage: Eukaryota; Fungi; Ascomycota; Sordariomycetes; Xylariales; Hypoxylaceae
Product: Ferroporti-1
Exons: 4
Coding region: 193-1851 (552 amino acids)
Biological process (GO): iron ion transmembrane transport
Cellular component (GO): membrane
Molecular function (GO): iron ion transmembrane transporter activity
Source: RefSeq, a predicted model, not a curated record